Molecule: messenger RNA, 1510 nt
Organism: Silurus meridionalis
Lineage: Eukaryota; Metazoa; Chordata; Actinopteri; Siluriformes; Siluridae
Gene: c18h8orf82
Product: chromosome 18 C8orf82 homolog
Exons: 3
Coding region: 129-770 (213 amino acids)
Source: RefSeq, a predicted model, not a curated record
UUCAGAUUCCGCCGGACGUUAGUAAAUGUCAGACCCCGCCUCUUAAAACGAAGCAAAACAAUCCCUCGGUUUGUUGUUGUUGUCUACUCGCUUUUUUUUUUAGAGCUUAUUAGAGCUUAUAAGGGCUCAUGAGAGUCUGUGUCGGUAUGACAGUAACCAGGUUGUCUUGUUGGAGGACACUGGCCUUAUUUUCGAGAGGACACUGUAUGUACACACAGGGUCAAAGUCCUGAGCCGCGUAUUCGUGAGUAUUUCUACUACCUGGACCAUCAAGGACAGCUCUUCCUGGAUGACACCAAGGUGAAGAACUUUGUCACUUGUUUUAAAGAUCAACAAUUUCUGGUUUUCUUCUUCAAGCAUUUGAAAGCGAACCACAGUAACCGCUACCAGCAGCACUUCCCCUUCGUCUCAUUGUGCGGACGUGAGAGGAAUUUCCUUCGCUGCGACGAUCAGCCAGUCGUAUUUACUAAUUUGUUGCCCGAGACGGGUCAAGGAGCACGUCUGUCCUAUUGUGGAGGCGGGACAAAACUGAACGUUGCAUUCCAACCUAGCUCUUUGUUCAUGAACCCAGACAGUGGCAGAGUGUACCAUCCCGCUCCCGAGCAACUGGGGGGGAUCGGAUUGGUACGCUCUGCACUGGCCAUCGAGUUCAGCCCGCACUUUCACUACUCUGCAGGUCAAGACUCCUCUGCUCAGCCUACCCAUUUCCAGUGGGCGGGGCAGCGGCACAGACUGACCAAUGAGCUUUUCAGGCACUUCGCACUGAAAUAAUAGGCCUUGUUAGGACUCCUAAUACUUACCUUAAACACCAUAAGCUUAAGGAUCCAUUCUUGUUACCAUGUAUAUUAUGACUAUGUAGAUAUUCUUGUGCACAUUUAAUCAUAAUAGGUAUUGUUUUAUAGGUUUCUCAGUGACGUUAAUUUAUUGUACGUUUCUCAGGCUAUUUUCAUUAAUUUUGCAGCCAUGCAACUUGAGAAUGUACUUAACCACUGAACUACCACCUCCCCAUGCUCUCUCAAAACAUCUGAACAAUCCUCCCACAACAGUUCGCCCUGAUCACCUCCUUUCCCACCAGUUCCCGGUGCCUGGAAGGUCAUUACAUCUCACCCCUUUCACAAAGACCUCCUGAAGUCUCGGGGUCCAAACCUUCCAAACACACCCCCACAUACACAACUUGUCCCAGAAUGCCCCUCCCUCCAGAGGUAACUUAAUCAUGCAGCACAAAGAUAAACCCAAUUGGCACUCAGUAAGUGAUGGCUGAAAAUACCUAGCUAUCAGGUGUUUGAAAUAUGUGUAGUGAUCAUCUAGUGUCAAAUUUCUUGUCCGUUGAUCUAAGUUCGGAAUGUCCCCAAGGUCUCUAGCCUCCACUUUUGCUCGAUGAUUUGCUCGGAUUCUUUUUUUCAGCGCCUCCUCAGAGGAGACUGGGUGUGAAAUGUCUCAAAUUGCUGUAUUUUACACAUAGUGUAUGAAGUUCUAAUAAAGCUGCCCUUUUCUGUUUGCGUACAUUUUAA